Messenger RNA from Xenopus laevis (African clawed frog), 2511 nucleotides. RefSeq lists its product as uncharacterized. NCBI's taxonomy places the organism in Eukaryota, Metazoa, Chordata, Amphibia, Anura, Pipidae. The record is from RefSeq and is marked predicted.
AGAAAGCAAGGUCUGCUGAACUGGUGUCUGAGACAUGGGUCUUUGCCUUUGUAGUGAAACCAAGCAUUUCAUUGAAGAGACAGAGAACAGAUUUUGGGUGAUAAAUGUGAAUGAUGAUGGAAAAAAGAUAUGUCCAGGAAUUAUGGAGCUUACAGAAACCUGUUUAAUGUUCUAUCCUAAAAAAGGAGGGCUUGUGAGGUGGCCUUACAUCAGCCUGGUGAAGUAUGGAUAUGAUUCCAAUUUGUUUUCAUUUGUCUGUGGCAGAAGAUGUGCAACUGGAGAAGGUAUAUUUGGCUUCAGGUGCAUGCGUGCUGAAGACUUGUUUAACAUGCUCCAGAAUAACAUGCAGAAUAAUAGAAUAAGCAUCAUCUCUGAUACAGAUUCUGAAUUUCCUACAUGUGCAUAUAAUGUGCCUUAUCGAUAUGAGACUUAUUCAGCAGUUUUUACAUCAUCUCAGAGGCCUGAACCCAUUUUUGGAGACUUUGUGAGGUUGUCGGUUACCCCCUCUCUGGAUCAAUCCUACAUGACAUCUGUGUAUAAGGAAAACAGAAUGCAGCAGAGAUGUUUAUCUGUGGAAAGAAAAAAUUCAGAGGGUGGAAACAGCCAAGCUUCCUCUCGGUACAGUAACAUUGAAGUGGAGGAGUGGAAUCGUUAUCAAAAAGCAUCUGUCUUGUUGAAAAGCCAGUUUAAAAAUGAUGCUAUGGAGAUGCUUAACACUAAUGGAGAUUUCAUCUAUGCCAACUGGGAUACAGGCUAUGACAGUGAUGAGCGCAAAGAGAGAUGCUAUUUUAAGAGAAGGGAGUAUGAGAAUAUUGUUGCUCUUCCCAAGGAGUGUUUCAGAUCUAGAAGCUUGCUGCCGUCUGUGAGCAGCUCAGAUUCUCACAAUACCAACUGUGUUCCAAUAAAAUUAGCAGAAGGUGGAUAUGAGAGCCAGCCCUCGUCUCCAUCAGUCUUUGAGGAAAAGUAUAGUUUAGAACAGAACAAUCCAUUGCUUUCAUAUGAAUGUAACCCAUCAAGACAAACCCUGUUUAAGAGGUGCUCUUUUGGGCAAGAAUCAUUAAAUCUUAGUGACCGUAUCCCAACAUAUUUUAACUUUGAUGUGAAGCAAAUAUCGCAAAAUACAGAGAAACUUAACUACAUCCAGGUCGAGCUGGAAAGUGGCUGUGAUUCUGAAAAUCCUCAGACUCCACAAAGCCCUGAUAUGGCUAUAUCAUUUACUACUGGCCAGCAGUCUGAGUUCUAUGCUGAACUGGACCUGGAGAAAACGGCUGCUUUGUCAAGUAUUCAGAAGCACAGACAACAUGAUGAUGGCACUAGAAAAACAAGACAUAACAGCAAAUAUUUUUUUGCGUGAUUGAAACCUUCCUAAAUAUUUUGAAAUGUAUUAUUUGUAUGCAUCAAAUAGAAAUUCUAUAAGGUAUGAAGCCCUACUGAAUUCAUUUUCUAUGCAAGACUUACUUUGCAUGUCAACAACUAUGGGUACGUAGAAAAUGUACCCGUAAGCAAAUGAGCUACCUCUGCUUAGCUUUUCGCAUAUCUUCAGUGCUGCUCACCAUGGUACAAAUGUCGCAAGUUUUUAUGUGUCUACACAGGAAACUGGUGAGCAAAUCCUGAAAUUGCGUCUAAGGUCUUUUAGUAUUUGCACUGUUUGACUUUGUUCAUUCACAUAUUGAAAACAGAAUCCAUUUCUGUGUCUCCAGCAGGCCAGUCAAUGGCACUAAAAUAUUCCUGAAAAUGAGCCAGUGCUGAGCUAUUUCAGGAGCACAUUUUAACAAGACUUAUCACAGUAGAUUUGCAACAUUUGGCUUAUUUCACAAGUGCCUACACUGUAAUGUAAUUUAGGUUAUAAAGAGUAACACAUUCUGACCUGGAUUAGUACCCAAUAGCAACUAACUAAUUAUUUUCACCAGUGUCCUGCUGUGAGAAUAAUUCAAAUGUACAUGUAAUGGGUUGAUAUGGGUUUUCUGGACUAGGGUAAACUUCAAAAUAUAAAUAUGUACUGUAAAAAAAAAAGUAAAGAGCCUGAAGUUUGAAAACUUUUAUUCCUUCCAAAGUUUUAUACCAGCUGUUAUGCAUUUACAGUUUCUUGUUAACAGACAGUUAUGAUUUUAUAUUUGGGGUGAUCAUCUUGUGGGCUCUCAGCUGCAUUUAGCCAUUCCUAAGAACCAAAAACUACAGGAUCUCGGGUGGGGGGAAGGUUUUAAUUGUUAUAUUGUGCAUGUAUUUAUAUUGGCUACAUUUUGUUUAUUUUUCUGACAAGGAGCACUUUAUCGUCUGAUACCUUAGUGGAACCAUUACAGAAUGUCUAGAUAGAUUAAUGUGGCUCCCACACAACAUAUUGUCCAAAAAUGCAGUCAUGUGAUGAAUUUUUAGAACUGAUAUUGCUAAUUGUAUUCGUUCCAACAUUAAUUAUUCUGUAUUGCACAUUAUGUAUCUGGGCUAGCUGACUAAACACGAUCUGUGUUCUAACAUUUGUUUGGUGCCAUUAAAGCUCUUACAUUUGGUAACUUA